AUGUCUGCUCGCAUCCAGCUUGAUGGUGACAAGAAUACUUACACUAGUUUUGAUUGCAUCAGUGGGAAAAUAAUUGUCUUUCUGAGCAAUGACGAGGAUAUAUCAGCGAUUGUGGUCAAACUGGAAGGAGAAUCAUUCUCGAAGCUAUUACGCCCAUCUAACGCUCAUAAUAGCAAUAAUGGGAGAAGAGAUUCUAUAGCGACAGAAGUCCACAAAGUACUCUAUCAAGUCCACCAAGUCUUUCCUAGGCUGCAUUCCGAAUCUAGCCGAUCUGCUUCCAAAAUUUUGCAGGCGGGUAAGCACGAGUUUCCGUUUCAAUUUCAAUUUCCCAGCGACAAUGAAUGCGGUAAUGAAACGCAAACGAGCUUGCUAAGUGGUUUCGCGGGGGUUAGUUUACUCAAUCUACGACAGCAGCAACUUCAGCACGUCAAGCAAAAAUUGCCUCCUACACUCACAGCGUUACCCGGAACUGCGGAAAUCAGGUACUUCAUCAAAGUUACCGUCCAACGAAGAUCUCUGUUUAAGGAAAACUGGAGAAGUGAGCUUUCAUUCAAAUUCCUACCCACGGAGCCACCGCGGCCCCAACCGACAUCUAACCAGUUCUAUGUCCGAAUGCCUUUUUCCUUCUUGUCCCAACCGUCACAGGGCUCUCGUGGAUGGUGGAAUAUCUUUAAAAAACAUAAGACCAAAUUAUCUGAACUAGCGCCUGAAGGCGAGAUUGAUGUCAGAUUUCCUGGCUCAGCAAUUUUAACGUGGAAUAAACCACCUCCUUUUCAUCUGAUCGUUCGAAGAACAAACAGAAGCUCCGAGCAAAUCUUCAUGGUAUCGUGCGCAUUUCAUCUACAUGGAAAAACCUUGAUCAGGGCAAAAGGUGUGAUGCAUAUCGAAAAAAUUUCGUGGGUGUUGCUGAAUAUUUGUGGAUCGUGGGUGCCGAUCGGGCUACCAGAUGCUAGCGAUGGGAAUGAUUAUGAGAUAAAUAAUUCUUUUUGGAGUGGCAGGCCAUUACCCCAGUCUGUGUGUCCGUCUUUUGAUACCUGCAAUCUAGGACGUAGCUAUGAGCUCCAAAUACGGGUCAGCUUGAGCUACGGGAAGCCGGGCGACAACCAAGUUAUUACUAUUCCAUUCCAAUUUCCGGUAGAGGUUUAUUCAGGAAUCUUAGUGGCCCCACAGCUUGAUGUACAAGCAGAAUCCAUUCCGACAGCCUUGGAAGCACCUUAUUUUCCGCAUCUGCAUGCUGAUACAACUUGCCAAGAUCCUCCGCCACCCACUUACGAAGAAGCUACAGCGGGUAGCAAUGGUCCCUCAAGUGGCCGUCAAAUGUAG
Molecule: messenger RNA, 1323 nt
Organism: Blumeria graminis f. sp. triticale
Lineage: Eukaryota; Fungi; Ascomycota; Leotiomycetes; Helotiales; Erysiphaceae
Source: the annotation of a GenBank genome assembly